Penicillium antarcticum is the source of this 918-nucleotide messenger RNA. RefSeq lists its product as uncharacterized. The record is from RefSeq and is a predicted model, not a curated record. The transcript has 3 exons. Lineage: Eukaryota; Fungi; Ascomycota; Eurotiomycetes; Eurotiales; Aspergillaceae. The coding region runs from base 1 to 918 and encodes 305 amino acids.
AUGACUCUCAAGUAUCUCGUUACAGGAGCAACCGGUGGCCUUGGCUCACAGGUACUCUCUCACCUCCUCGCAAAUGUCCCCGGGUCAGAAGUCGCAGCAGCAUCCUCAAAAGAGGCGAACCGCAAACAAUUCGAAGGCCGGGGGAUCGCCUUUCGGGUGGUCAACUAUGAGGACCCUCAAUCGCUACAGUCUGCAUUUGAAGACGUGGAUAAUCUGCUCUUUGUGAGCACUGAUACCUUUGAUGUUGAGAAACGUCGCAAGCAGCACCAGAACUUUGUGGAUGCAGCGAAGAAGAUGAAUCAGGUGUGGUAUACAUCUCUCGCAUUUGGCGGAUAUGGCUCAGAUUCCAAGGCGAAUGUCCAACAAGCCCAUCUGCUGACAGAAGAGAUGAUGAGACAGGCUGAUAUCAACUUCACGUCCAUCCGCGAGGGCUUAUACACCGACGCCUUCCCAGUGUUUCUGGGUUGGUAUCCCAGCACAUCAACCGUCUACCUCCCAUCCGAUGGACCAGUAGCAUUCACCCUGCGAGCAGAGCUAGGCGAAGCCACAGCACGCCUGAUGAUGCGCGGAGGACAUGACAAGGAGAUUGUACUUCUCACCGCACAACAGACCAUCACAUUCUCUGGAAUUGUGGAUUUGAUCAACGAGACGACCGGGCGACAGGUUCAAUUCAAGCUUGUUUCUCCGGACGAAUUUGUCACGCUGAAAGCAGCGACCGACGAAGGAGGGAAAUCGGAGGGUUUCUUCCGGGCAAUGACAUCUUGGUAUGAUGCGAUUUCGAAGGGGGAGACGAGUACAAUCGAUCCUCUGAUGGCGGACUUGCUAGGACGGGAUCCUGUGUCGCCGCGAGAUGCCAUUCGGGAUCUGUUGAAGGACCAGGACUAUGAGUGGCAUCAGAACUAUGUCAAUCGGGGUUAG